This is a messenger RNA of Paramecium sonneborni, 557 nucleotides long. The record is from the annotation of a GenBank genome assembly. NCBI's taxonomy places the organism in Eukaryota, Ciliophora, Oligohymenophorea, Peniculida, Parameciidae.
AAUUAUUUAUGAGAUAAUAUCACGCUCAUAUUUAGACUCUCUAAACUAUGGCAGCUAGAUUAAGCUAAAAAAUCCCACAAAGAAGAACAGCGUUAAAUGAUAGUUAACAAAUGCUUAAUUAAUAAUUAUUAAAUCUAUCUGUUAAUUAAUCCUUUAACAGUCCUAAAAUAAUAUCUAAUCAACAAUCAUUUAUAAUUUCAUAACCAACUAAUCAUAGCAUGAGAGAAACAGCGAAAAGUGUACGUUUAGCUUCUCCAUCAUUAAGAAUACAAACUGAAAAAGUAGAAAAAGAGGAUAACAAAUAACAAUAAUUUAUUGAUGCAACAUUAAAAUUAUUAGCAUAGAAUGAGAAAUUAGAAAAAUUAAUUUGUGAAUAGAAUGAGAUGUUAACAAUGUAUAAGUAAGAUAAAUUAGAAUUAGAAUACAAAGUAUAGAAAUUAUCUUAAGAAAUUACCUUUCUAAAAGAUGCUAAUCAAAAGAGAGUGAUGGCUUUAGAAAAAGAGUUAAAAUAGGUGAAAGGAAAAUCUUAACAUUAACCAAAAAAAUUUCUUCGAUGA